ACUAGUGAUGGAAGGUUGAUCAGGAAAAUUUAUCUUACUUCAUCACUUUAUCUGACAAAACAUGGCAGGCAGCAUUUAACCUCAUUAUCCCAUGAUAAAACAGAUGGUUUGGUAGCAGCAGUGGUCCAGUUUGGAUGGUUCUCCUAGAGCUUUAUUAGCUGUAUAGGUGCACAAUUGUGGUGUGUUGUCCAUGCUAGUGUGCAGUUGCUUGCAGAGGUGUUUUGGGAUAUAGAUUUAUAAAUUCCAGAAAUGAUUUUCUCUGGAAGUGUAAGAUCUCAUCAAUCUGCUGAAAAUUACAGACAAAGGUUCCGCCCUGCCUGUGAUACGGCCCAAAGAACAGAUAUGAAAAUGGAUCCUAGGUUGAUAAAUAAGCAGCACUGCAUUCCCACAGAAGCAUGGAGACCAGGACAAGAAGUAGUGGCUUCAUACAACUUUCAGGGAUCAUCAGCCGAGGAUUUGCCAUUUAACAAAGGCGAUGUACUUACAAUAGUCCAAACAACUAGGGAUGCUAAUUGGUAUAAGGGACGUAAUGGUGCUGGUCGUGAGGGGAUGGUCCCUGCUACCUAUGUCCAGAGACGUAGAGAGGUGCCCCUGCAUGCAAUGCCAUGGUUCCAUGGGAAAAUAAAACGAGAAAAUGCAGAAGAAUUACUUGUGCCUCCAGAGGAUGGACUUUUUCUUGUGCGCGAAAGCGUGAAUUACCCUGGCGACUUCACACUUAGUGUGUGUCAUAAGUCCAAAGUGGAACAUUAUCGCAUAAUUUACAGUCAAAACAAGAUGACCAUAGACGAAGAAUCAUAUUUUGAAAAUCUAACACAACUUGUUGAGCAUUACUCUAAGGAUGCAGAUGGUCUUUGUGUCCGACUAAUACGUCCUCUUCAGAAGAAAGGCUCCAGUUUCUCCAUGGUAUCUGUCCAGGACUUUGAGAGUGGAGGCUGGGUGAUUCACAAACAAGACUUGGAAGUGGGCGAGUCUAUAGGGAAGGGAGAAUUUGGAGAUGUGUGUAAGGGUAAAUAUAAACACCAACAAGUAGCAAUAAAACAGCUGAAGAAACAGGACAACGCUGCUCAGGCUUUCUUAAAAGAAGCUUCUGUUAUGACAUCACUUCGACAUCCAAAUCUGGUCCAAUUGAUUGGAGUUGUUUUAGGAGACAAUAUUUUGAUUGUAACAGAAUUUAUGGGGAAAGGGAAUUUAGUGGAAUACUUAAGGUCUCGUGGAAGGAGUGUAAUUACAAAGAAAGAUCAAAUUGACUUUACCACAGAUACAUGUUCAGCUAUGCAGUAUUUAGAAAGUAAGAAUCUAGUACACAGAGAUCUAGCAGCCAGGAAUGUGUUGGUGAAUGAAAGCAAUACAGCCAAGGUAUCUGACUUUGGUCUAGCCAAACAUGGAGAUUACACACAAGAGGGGGGCAAGUUCCCCAUCAAGUGGACAGCUCCAGAAGCUUUGAAAGAAAAUGAAUUUUCCAGCAAAUCUGAUAUGUGGAGCUUUGGUGUAUUAAUGUGGGAGAUAUAUUCUUUUGGAAGAGUACCAUAUCCUAGAAUUCCGUUAGCAGAUGUUGUGACCUAUGUACAGCGUGGAUACAGGAUGGAGGCUCCAGAAGGCUGUCCAAAAGAAAUUUACCAAAUUAUGCUCAGCUCCUGGGAAAUUGAGGCUGUCAAACGACCUUCAUUCGAAGAAGUUUUAGACAAACUUAACCAUUUGAGAUCCACGACUGUAUAGCAACGUUGCAGUAUGAGUGUCAUGAUUCUGGGACAAGCCAUGCAUUGGAUACUGAGAGAUUUAAUCCUCCAUGGGGCAUAACUCUGCAAGCCAAAAUCAAAUCUCUUGUCUGCUGGUCAUGCCAGCAUUGGCCAGCAGUUAGUCUAUAUUUGUCUCUUCAUCAUUAAGAUACAUUUUAUUUUCACUAUUUGCAGUGGAGAAAAGAGUACCACAUUGCCUUAUUAUAAGUGAUGUACACUGUUGUUUGUUGUAGCUGUGUCAGUGUAUACCUUAUGUGUGAUUCUACACUAAUCAGUGGCUGCAUUCCACUGUUAUUCAAAUACUAGCGUGGACAUUAUUUUUGCUUCAAGUGUCUGCAUCUGUAAUGGGAAUACUAAUAAAACAUCUCUGUUUUGAUAUUCUACAUGGUUAUACAUUUAUUGAAAAUGUCAAAUUCAAAUGACAUUUCCUAAAGUCUGAAUUUUUUACCAAAAUUUGCUUUAGGAUUAUCUGCAGGUCUGAAGCUUAUAUCCAAGCACAAUGGAAAUGUCACAAUAUUUCAUGGCUUUAUGUUAUAUCAUUCAUCAAAAACGGUCACCAGAUUUUUCUCUCUAUGGGGGAAAAUAGUUGGUGUAUAAAAAUAUUAAUUUGAUUUGCUUUCUUAAAGGGAAGAAAAGCAGCAAAUAAACCAGCAAAAAUUCCUUGCUGAUAUGACAAUUGUCUUAAAAAUUGUAAGCUGGAGUAAUUUGGUACAGAAUAAUUCCAUGACUUUUCUCAGACUGAAAUGCCUUUUUAUGUUUAAAAAUAUGCAUUAAUUCUAGAGAUUCAAAUAAAUAUAGUGCACAUAUUUACAUAUUAAUAAUUAUGUAUGAAGUUAUAUCAAGUUAUUAUAUAGAUAUCAUUGAACAUUGAUAAUGUGGCUUUAUCUCUGAAAGUUUUCCUAUAUGCAGAAACAUUAUCUUUUAUCAUUGAAGUUACAGUCAUCUUAAAUAAACAUGGAAGAAAGAUUACAAAAUAUUUGGAAAAAAUAGUCAAGAAACACUUUGAAUUGGAAAUAACCAUAAUGCAUAGCAUAGAACUUCCUUACUCUGAAAACCAUUUCCUGAAAAAGUCUUAAAACUUGAUUAAUGUGUAAAUGCGAGAAAGAAAAUACUGUUUUAAUGUGACUGAUGAUUAGGUUCGUGCCUAUAAUUUUGUACCGGUUAUAGAGAGAAUGAAAUCUGUGAUUUUACAGUGUUAAUAAAAUACAAAUUGUAGAAAUGUCAGGCAAAAGUGUUUUUGCAUGUCUCUUAUUGUUGUCGUGUAUGAAAACGGGAAUGGACUGGUACCGUAAUUUUUUCUUACAUUUCUAAUAUAUAUAUAUUUUGUGAAUUAGCUUACAUUUAAAACAUCAUGUGUGUAUACAUUUAUUGAUAAUCUGAAAUUGGUUUCUUUAUUUAUAUUGUCACUUGAAGCUUCAGUUUACUUCAUUCUUCAUAAUUCAGUAGAACUCUUAUUUCUGAGACUUUGAACUUUACACUCUUUUAGAGAAUAUUUAACUUUCAAUUCUGUUGUUUUCAAGAAACUUGGUUUUCUGGUUUCAAUUCUGUUGUUUUCAAGAAACUUGGUUUUCUGGUUUCCUGUGAUUUAAAGCUCCAUAUGACAAACAUCAUGUUCAGAAACUGUGGCAAUUUUUUAGUGGCAGUAUGUAUUAUUUUUGACUAAUUCUGAAUGACAAUGUAUGUAGUAUUUGAUGUCCUACCAAAUGCUUGUACAACUACCCUCUUUUAUACUACAUUACAGAAGAUUUAUAUUUAGCUUAUGAAUCAUGUUAAAUUUUUGCUUUUUGAGAACGGUUUAAAUGUUCAAAAAUUUGAUACAAGGCCAACUUCAUUUGUGUAUAUCACCACAGCGUCCUAAUGAUGUAAAUGAAUUGUCACAGAACAUAGCCAUAUGAUAACUCAGUCAUCUUGAAACGGAAAAUUAAAGUUUGUUAAUGGAUGAGAUUAGAUGAGAGAUUUCAAGGAACCUGAUGCGUGUUAGAAGUUGGUAAUCCAUGGAGCCCUGAGAUGUUGCCUUCAGAUGGCUUUCCGGUCCCAUUUUAUGUAUAAUACACUACGUAGCUUUGUAAAAAUCAUGCAGUGACUUUGUAGGAGAUGAUAAUCAAUCAAUGUCUCGUUGUGAUAUUUAUGUGACUGAAUACCAAGUCUAAAAUAGACCAGAUUUUCCUAAAUUAUGACAGUACACUAGAUAUUUGAUCUAUUUUUGAUAGAUGAUGAAAUGAGGGGUUUGCUUUUGGUGGUAAAGUUUAACUGUAUGCAUAUUUUGUUUGUUUUAGAUUGGUUUCUUUUAUGUUUAGCUGAAGAUAUGGUGUAAGUCGUUUCUCCAUCUCAUUUUUUUUUUCAUUAUGUGAGUAUAAUAUUCCACCCGACUGAUCUACACCUUAAUUAGGGACCAUACAUGCAAAACACAGAGAAAGGACCAAGCAUCAAUUUGGAAGUUCAGUAAGGUUAAAGCCCAAGAAUUAUAAACAACUCUAUUGCUAUCAUUGAUAUCAAUUUAUUUUAGUUAAUUAUGAUAAAAUUUAGGUCAUGUGACCAAGAAAAGUACAUACUUUUUACAUGUAUAAACUGUCUGGAGGUGCUGCUAGCAUCAGAAAAGCUUGAUAAGUGAAGAUCAUACGCUAUUACCGUGAAUAUAUAUGAAAAAAAGUUCUCUAUAUGUAUCAUAGAAGUGUAUUAAUAUUGGGAAAUCAUAUUCAUACAAAUACAAAAAAUAUUGAACAUCCCAUCCCCACCCUAAUAAAUAUGGUUUACACCAGGAAAAGAUUAGCCUAUGUUCAGCACUGCUAGAUGUAGUUAACUCUCUUAUAAUAUUUUAUCUUAUUUUAACCAAGGGUAUACAAUGUACUGGUUUUAAGUUUUAACCAACAAUAAAGGGUUUAAUAAAACAAUUGUUUGCUAGCUUCAGAUUUCUCACCAUGGUGACAGUUGCUAGCUUUGAAUUUCUAACACUGAUGACAGUUGCUAGCCUCCAAUUUCUCACCAUGAUGAUAGUUGCUAGCCUCCAAUUUCUCACCCUGGUGACAGUUGCUAGCCUCCAAUUUCUCACCAUGAUGAUAGUUGCUAGCCUCCAAUUUCUCACCAUGAUGACAGUUGCUAGCCUCCAAUUUCUCACCAUGAUGAUAGUUGCUAGCCUCCAAUUUCUCACCCUGGUGACAGUUGCUAGCCUCCAAUGUCUCACCCUGGUGAUAGUUGUUAGCCUCCAAUUUCUCACCCUGAUGAUAGUUGCUAGCCUCCAAUUUCUCACCCUGAUGACAGUUGCUAGCCUCCAAUUUCUCACCCUGAUAAUGGUUGCUUCUUAUUCUAAUUAGUAUUGCAGGAAUAGAGUUCUCCCCAUAGAUAAUAUAUUGUUCCUUAGUUAUUGUUUGUGUACAGACUUCACAGCACCUGAUAUGAAUUCUCAGUGUUUUUGAUGACUCAAUAAUUUUAAACUAUGGAUUGGAAACUUCUGUACAUUUCAGCUUGUUAUAAAGACAUCACAAUUUUGUUUUGAUAUAUACAUUUCCGGAUAAAUACUCUUUGUUUUAUUUUCUAUAGACAUUCAGUUUUCUAGACUGAACCAUCAGGGUAGACAUCAAAUUCUGCAAUACUUGGGCUUCAGUCUUGACAUAUGGCGAUGGUGGGAAUGUGAACACUUUGCUUUGAUGAAAUUUAAUCCUUGGUUUUGAUAGAAUGAAUACUUGACUUUUAACAGACAUUAGAAUCUGCAAAAAGUCAUUUGGAUUUUAACAUUAUUUCUCCAGGUAUGUAACAGGUGUUUGAAUUACAUUAAAAUCAAAGAGGGAUAAUUUAAAAUUGGAAUCCUUUGCCCACUUAUUUUAUCAUUUUUUUUUCUUUGUAAGCUUUUCAGGUGUUUUGAUCCCUUAGGAAAUGCUUAGCCGUUAGCUGAUGUUAGUGGUGUAUCGUAGAUUGGGUGGAAUAUGGUAAAUUAUCAAUCUGUUAUGCUGCCAAAAGUUUUUAAUGUUACGUUCUGACAUAUCAUAAUGUAAACACAUUAGUUGAUUUUAUUAUUUUUUUUUAUAUAAAACUACAUCAUUCAACUGCUGAUGGUUUGUAAAUAUCCUGUUAUAAUGUAACAUGUGUAAUACCAAUAAAAUACUUAAUUACAUUG
Molecule: messenger RNA, 5847 nt
Organism: Ylistrum balloti
Lineage: Eukaryota; Metazoa; Mollusca; Bivalvia; Pectinida; Pectinidae
Product: tyrosine-protein kinase CSK-like
Exons: 12
Coding region: 250-1716 (488 amino acids)
Biological process (GO): protein phosphorylation
Molecular function (GO): protein tyrosine kinase activity; protein binding; ATP binding
Source: RefSeq, a predicted model, not a curated record